Solanum stenotomum is the source of this 1359-nucleotide messenger RNA. RefSeq lists its product as uncharacterized. NCBI's taxonomy places the organism in Eukaryota, Viridiplantae, Streptophyta, Magnoliopsida, Solanales, Solanaceae. Gene Ontology annotation, molecular function: nucleic acid binding. The coding region runs from base 1 to 1359 and encodes 452 amino acids. The transcript has 4 exons. The record is from RefSeq and is a predicted model, not a curated record.
AUGAGUAUAGUUGUAUUUCCGGAAGAUCCAACCACUAAAAGCAAGCGAUUAAAAUUUGAAAAACAUCAAGCCAUUGCAGAUUGGCUUUUGAAAGAAAGCAAGGAAGGAAAACUCAAAUAUGGAUCUUUAAAACAAGCUAGUAUUUUGUUCAACAAAUCAAGAAGAACUAUUUCACGCAUUUGGAAGCAAUGUAAAUCAUCUGUUGAUAAUGGUACACCGUUGGAUGUGUCUUCGAAACUUGUAGGCAGAGUUGGAAGAAAAUGGGUGGAAGUUGACAUUAAUCAAGUUAAAGAAACUCCACUUUGUCAUCGAACAAAUAUUCGAUCUCUGGCUUUUGCGAUGAACAUGACAAAAUCAACUGUCUUUCGGCGGAUAAAAGAUGGCACUAUUCGGACACAUACCAAUUCCAUUAAGCCUCAACUAACCGAACAAAAUAAGAAGAGUGAAAGGUACUACCUACUUCCUGAAGAACAUGAGACUGAUCCAUAUCGCUCUUGCAAAAGUAAAAACUUUAUUCCAAAAGUUAUGUUUAUGGCUGCUGUUGCUCGUCCUCGAUUUGAUGAAAAUGGAAUUGAGCUAUUUUCUGGAAAAAUAGGUAUUUUUCCAUUUGUAGUUAAGGAACCAACUAAGCGGAAUAGCAAAAAUCGAACAGCAGGAACUCUCGAAACAAAACUCAUUAUAUCAGUAACUAAAGAUAUCACUAGGGCUUGUUUGAUUGAGAAAGUUCUUCCUGCCAUUAGAUCAAAAUGGCCAGCUUGGGAUUCAAACAUUCCUAUCUUUAUACAACAAGAUAAUGCAAGACCACAUAUUGGUGUCAAUGAUUUGGAAUUUGUUGAAGCUGCCCAAAAAGAUGGAUUCGACAUUAGACUAUGUUUUCAACCACCUAACAGCCCUGAUUUAAAUGUGUUGGACCUUGGAUUUUUUAGAGCAAUCCAAUCUCUUCAAUAUCAAAAGGCUCUUUCAAAUGUUGAUGAAUUAGUGGAAGCGGUGGAAAGAUCUUUUGAUGAAAUGAAGGUUGAACAACUCAACCAUAUAAUCAUGCCUCUACAAAAAGCAGUCAGAGGUGGUCCAGCUAGGAGGAAUGUUGAGGAGCAAGAACUACCCAAUGCACUUGAGGUGCAACCGCAAGGAGAAGUGACCAAUGCUGAGUUCAGAGAGGAAGAGCCUGACACUUCAAGGAUUCGAGAAUUCUUGAGGACGAACCCUUCAAGUUUCACUGGUUCAGACACUACUGAUGAUCCGGAGAACUUCAUUGAGGAGUUGAAGAAGGUAUUUGAGGUGAUGCAUAUUGCUGAUACUGUGAGAGUUGAGCUAGCUGCAUAUCAGAUGAAAAAUGUUGCUAGGACUUGGUUAGAUUAG